Molecule: messenger RNA, 2757 nt
Organism: Striga hermonthica
Lineage: Eukaryota; Viridiplantae; Streptophyta; Magnoliopsida; Lamiales; Orobanchaceae
Source: the annotation of a GenBank genome assembly
AUGAGCAGGAGAGUGAGGAGGAAGUAUGCCAAGAAGGGUAGAGACAGGGAAAGCUACCCUGAGAUUGAUGAGAAAAUUGGUUCGGAUAAUGGCGGCUUGCUCGACUGGACUAGGUUGCCCGAUGACACAGUAAUUCAGUUCUUUUCAUGCCUGAACUAUCGGGACCGUGCCAGCCUGUCGUCCACCUGUGGCACGUGGCGGGCCUUGGGUAAAUCUCCGUGCUUGUGGCGGGCCUUGGAUCUCCGGGCCCAUAAAUUUGACUCCUCGGCGGGCACCUCCCUCGCCUCCCGGUGUGAAAGCCUCCGUGAAAUCCGAUUCCGUGGGCCCGAAUCAGCUGAAGCCAUCAUCAAUCUUCGGGCUCGGAACUUGCGGGAGAUCACCGGGGACAGCUGUCGGAGAAUGACCGAUGCAAUUCUAUCCAUGCUGGCGGCCCGACACGAGUCCCUCGAGUGCCUCGUCAUCGGCCCUGAUUCUUGUGAUAAGAUCACAAGCGAAUCCAUAAGGACAGUUGCCAUUUGUUGCCCAAAGCUCCGAAAACUCCAACUCUCAGGAAUUCAUGACGUGAAUGCUGGGGCAAUCGAUGCUCUGGCGAGUAACUGCCACCUUUUGACUGAUAUCGGGUUCAUAGACUGCAAGAAAAUAGACGAAUAUGCCCUGGGGACUGUUCGGUCCGUCCGACUCCUUUCGGUGGCCGGGACUACAAACCUGCAAUGGGACUUGGUCUUGCAGAACUGGACAAGCCUUCCGAACUUGGUUGGUUUGGAUGUUUCCAGAACGGAUAUUGAACCAUCGACCGUGACCCGUUUUUUCUCAUCCUCUGCCAGCCUAAAGGUUUUGUGCGCCUUGAAUUGCCCGUCGCUCGAGGAGGACUCGAGCUUUGCCUCGAACAAGAAUCUCAAGGGAAAAGUGCUGUUGGCUGUCUUCACAGAUAUUCUCAAAGGAGUGGCUUCAGUGGUUGGUGAUAACCCGAAAAGUGACGGGAAUUGUUUUCUGGACUGGAGAAACUCUAAAAUCGGCGAUAAAAAGAUCGAUGAGAUUAUGAGUUGGCUCGAGUGGACGAUAUCCGGUGCUCUCCUUCGCAUUUCUAUGAGUAAUCCUUCUGGUUUGGAUAGUUUCUGGCUCAACCAAGGGACUGCCUUGUUGCUUGGUUUCAUGCAGAGCCCGCUGGAUGAAGUUCAAGAGAGGGCAGCCACGGCUCUUGCGACUUUUGUAGUGAUUGAUGACGAGAAUGCGAGUAUCGACACGGGAAGGGCUGAGGCAGUAAUGAGAGAUGGUGGCACAAGGCAUCUGCUAAAUCUUGCUCGGUCAUGGAGGGAGGGACUUCAGUCUGAGGCAGCUAAGGCAAUAGCAAACUUAUCAGUGAAUGCUAAUGUUGCCAAAGCUGUAGCAGCAGAAGGAGGCAUCACCAUCCUUGUAAAUCUUGCGAGGUCUGUGAGUAGGUUAGUUGCUGAAGAGGCUGCCGGAGGACUUUGGAACCUCUCUGUUGGUGAAGAUCACAAGGGUGCUAUUGCAGUAGCUGGUGGAGUAAAAGCUUUGGUUGACCUUAUCUUUAAGUGGUCAAUGUCCAGUGGUGGUGAAGGAGUUUUAGAACGUGCUGCUGGGGCAUUGGCAAAUUUGGCUGCGGAUGAUAAAUGCAGCCUGGAAGUUGCUUCAGCCGGCGGUGUGCAUGCCUUAGUGAAGCUGGCUAAGAGUUGCAAAUUCGAGGGUGUGCAAGAGCAGUCAGCUCGAGCAUUGGCCAAUUUGGCCGCCCAUGGGGAUAGUAAUAACAAUAAUGCUACAGUUGGGCAAGAAGCAGGAGCACUCGAAGCCCUUGUUCAACUUACACAUUCCCUUCAUGACGGUGUCAGGCAAGAAGCUGCUGGUGCAUUGUGGAAUUUAUCCUUUGAUGACAGAAAUCGAGAAGCAAUUGCAGCAGCUGGUGGAGUUGAGGCUUUGGUUGCUCUAGCGCAUUCGAGUGCAAAUUCGUCUCAUGGGCUUCAGGAGAGGGCUGCAGGUGCUCUCUGGGGAUUGUCUGUCUCAGAAGCAAAUAGCAUUGCAAUUGGGCAACAAGGAGGCGUGGCACCACUAAUAGCACUAGCCAAAUCUGAUUCUGAGGAUGUGCACGAGACUGCAGCUGGGGCUCUUUGGAAUCUUGCUUUCAACCCGGGCAAUGCUCUUCGUAUUGUAGAAGAAGGAGGUGUGCCUGCAUUAGUUCAUCUUUGUUCCUCGUCUGUAUCGAAAAUGGCUCGUUUUAUGUCUGCUUUGGCACUUGCCUAUAUGUUCGAUGGAAGAAUGGAUGAAAUUGCACUUGUGGGAACAUCGGGUGAGGGCAUUUCCAAAAGUGUGAAGUUAGAAGGGCUUAGAAGAUUAGCUAUGAAAAAUAUAGAUGCAUUUGUGAUGACAUUUUCGGACCCUCAAGCAUUUGCCUCUGCAGCAGCCUCGUCUGCACCUGCACCGCUGGCGCAAGUAACCGAGUCGGCUCGUAUUCAAGAAGCUGGCCAUCUCAGAUGCAGUGGUGCUGAAAUCGGGAGAUUUGUUACUAUGCUACGUAACCCUUCCCCUACGCUAAAGGGAUGUGCUGCAUUUGCUCUUCUUCAGUUUACCAUCCCGGGAGGGCGGCAUACCGGGCUUCAUGUUCAGCUCCUUCAGAAUUCGGGGGCCCCACGCGUGCUUCGUGCUUCGGCUGCGGCUGCUUGUGCUCCUAUCGAAGCCAAAAUCUUCGCUCGGAUUGUGCUUCGCAACAUGGAACCACAUCAAAGGGCCGGAUGUUCCGUCUGA